GUCCAAUUAGAAUUUUCGAAACGUUUCUAAUUGAACGCACGUUUGGCAAUGCGCAGUAUCGAUAACUAACGGAUGGUUGGCAACACUGCCAGACAGCCGGCCGUCAAAUUAUUUCUACGCCUGAUUCGUUUCUACUUCUACGCUUGUGUUACGGCAAUAAAUUCGGUUGAUAAGCACGGAGAGAUCUGGUGAAAUCCACAAACGGAACAGUCCAAUACCGCCCUUUAUUGCACCCUUUUAUCUCAAGUGCGCGAUUAGAUUUUGACCGCGAGUCGUUUUCACGAAGUAUCUUAUGCCGCAGAAAAAAAAAACAUGAACUCCAUCCUAAUAACCGGCUGCAAUCGAGGACUGGGCCUGGGACUGGUGAAGGCCCUGAUGAAUCUUCCUCAGCCGCCGCAGCAUCUGUUCACCACUUGCCGGAAUCGCGGACAAGCCAAGGAACUGGAGGAUCUGGCCAAGCAGCACUCCAACAUUCACAUCUUGGAGAUUGAUCUGAGGAACUUUGAGGCCUAUGACAAGCUAGUCGCCGACAUUGAGGGCGUGACCAAGGACAAGGGACUCAAUGUGCUCUUCAACAACGCGGGCAUAGCGCCCAAGUCGACGAGGAUAACGGCCACUCGAUCGCAGGAUCUGCUGGACGCACUGCAGACCAACACGGUGGUGCCCAUUAUGCUGGCCAAGGCCUGCCUGCCGCUCCUCAAAAAGGCGGCCAAGACGAACGAGGCGCUGCCGAUGGGCGUGGCCCGUGCCGCCAUUAUAAACAUGUCCUCGAUCCUGGGUUCGAUUGAGGGCAACAAGGAUGGCGGCAUGUAUGCGUACCGCACCUCCAAGUCGGCCCUGAAUGCGGCCACCAAGUCACUGAGCAUCGAUCUGUAUCCGCAGCGCAUCAUGUGCGUCAGUCUGCAUCCCGGAUGGGUGAAGACCGAGAUGGGUGGCAGCAACGCCCCCUUGGACGUGCCCACCAGCACGGGUCAGAUCGUGGAGACGAUCGGGAAGCUGGGCGAGAAGCAGAACGGUGGAUUCGUCAGCUACGAUGGCUCACCGUUGCCCUGGUAAAGGAUGUCAGACCCCAUUUAACUGCAUUCUGUUCCGUUUGUUUGUUAAUUGUUGUUAAAUAAAUUGAGUGCCUCAAUAGAA
Messenger RNA from Drosophila elegans, 1137 nucleotides. It is a transcript of the gene sni, whose product is annotated as C-factor. The transcript has 3 exons. The record is from RefSeq and is a predicted model, not a curated record. The coding region runs from base 313 to 1056 and encodes 247 amino acids. NCBI's taxonomy places the organism in Eukaryota, Metazoa, Arthropoda, Insecta, Diptera, Drosophilidae.